This is a messenger RNA of Eremothecium cymbalariae DBVPG#7215, 1689 nucleotides long. RefSeq names its product Mup1p (gene MUP1). Gene Ontology annotation, biological process: amino acid transmembrane transport. Gene Ontology annotation, cellular component: membrane. The record is from RefSeq and is a predicted model, not a curated record. Gene Ontology annotation, molecular function: L-amino acid transmembrane transporter activity. The transcript has a single exon. NCBI's taxonomy places the organism in Eukaryota, Fungi, Ascomycota, Saccharomycetes, Saccharomycetales, Saccharomycetaceae. The coding region runs from base 1 to 1689 and encodes 562 amino acids.
AUGCCCUUUUUAUCACAGGGGAAGCUAUUCAGUAGGCAUUCGAACGUUGAUGAGAAGGAUAGGUUCUCGACGAUCAGCGAUACUGAAGCAGCAGAGCAUUUUAUUACAGAACUGGAUAAGGGCUCGAAGAGGCUUGGAUUGAUAUCAUGUAUCGGUUUAAUUUGUAACCGGAUGUUGGGUACAGGUAUAUUUGUGGUCACAUCGAAGAUUCUUGAAUUAUCUGGGUCGGUAGGACUGUCGCUUAUAUUGUGGGUGAUUGGUUCAUUGAUUGCUCUUGCUGGGUUGUACGUUUACAUGGAGUUUGGCACUGCCAUACCCAGGAACGGUGGUGAGAAGAAUUACUUGGAGUUUAUUUUUAAGAAGCCAAAGUUCUUUGUCACUUCCAUGUAUGCUGCUUACGUCUUCUUUUUAGGUUGGGCUGCGGGGAAUUCCGUGAUGGCAGCACAGAUGUUUUUAACAGCAGGCGAUGUCACUGUUACCAAAUGGAACCAACGUGGGCUUGCUGUUGCUGUUUUGACGUUUUGUCUUUUGAUUAACUCGAUAAGUGUGAAAGCGGGGUUGUACUUUCAGAAUGCAUUAGGUAUCUUCAAGAUUUUCAUUAUUGUGUUUAUUUCGAUUACUGGUUGGGUUGCGUUGGCUGGUGGUUUGAAUGCUCCAAAAACCGAUAACUUUCAUGAUGCAUUCUCAGGUACUGAGAGUGCAACUGCAUAUGGUGUGGUGAACGCCUUGUAUAAUGUCAUUUGGUCAUUCGUUGGUUACUCUAAUGUCAACUAUGCUUUGGGAGAGGUAAGGAAUCCUGUGAAGACGUUGAAGGUUGCUGGUCCAAUUUCCUUGAUAGUUCUCGCAGUCCUUUAUAUGUUUGUUAACAUUGCAUAUUUUGCCGUGGUGCCCAGAGAAACCAUAAUUGGUUCUGAGUUAACCUUAGCAGCUGAAUUCUUUAGAAUUGCCUUUGGUGAGAGAGCCAAGAAGGCUGCUGCUAUUUUUAUUGCCCUCAGUGCGCUAGGUAAUGUCAGCUCUGUUAUCUUCUCACAAGGUAGAAUUAUCCAACAACUAGGCAGGGAGGGUGUAUUACCUUUCUCUGGAUUCUUCGCAACAUCGAAGCCAUUGGAAUCACCAAUGGUUGGCUUGUUCCAACAUUUUAUUGUCUGUACUAUCACCAUUCUCGGGCCUCCACCUGGUGAUGCGUAUAACUUUGUUAUGAAUUUAAUCUCUUAUCCAAUGAACAUUGUGAAUUUCACCAUUAGUAGUGGCUUGUUGUGGCUCUACUGGCAACAUAGGAAGGGUCAAGUUAAAUGGAAUCCGCCAAUUAAAGCUGGUGUUUUCGCCGUUACCUUCUUUAUGUUGGCCAAUUUAUAUCUAAUUGUUGUACCUUAUAUUCCUCCAUCUGGUGGGAAAACGGUAUACAAGUCUUUGCCAUAUUGGAUCCAUUGUGUUGUUACUUGGAUUGUGUUUGGAUUUGGAGGGCUAUACUGGCUGGUAUGGGCAAAACUCUUACCCAAGUGGGGUAACUAUAAAUUGGUUUACUCUGAAGUACUUGGUGAAGACGGAUUUUGGAGGAAUAAUAUUGUUAGAAGAUACAACAAUGAAGUCGAAGAUAAUGACAAUGAGGUGUCUAACGUUUCAAGUUUCAAGGUUAAUGAUUCAAAUGACAUCAAAGUUAGGACAAUUAGCUCUGAAGGUGGAAGCUGA